Neurospora tetraspora is the source of this 678-nucleotide messenger RNA. RefSeq lists its product as uncharacterized. The record is from RefSeq and is a predicted model, not a curated record. The annotation marks the transcript as partial. NCBI's taxonomy places the organism in Eukaryota, Fungi, Ascomycota, Sordariomycetes, Sordariales, Sordariaceae. The transcript has a single exon.
AUUACGAAAUCCCCAUUGCUCAAUCUCCCAGCAGAAGUCAGGAUCAUCAUCUGGAAGGCCGCCUGGACCAUGCAUGGCAUUGGCAAGAAGUCCGCAGAACACCCGGUAGCAGACUACGCCUCCACCCAGAUUCGUGCCAUCUGCCUGCUGGGCAAAAUCUGUCGUCAGAUCCGGAAUGAGGCUUACGCAGAAUUCUUCCACCGGACCCAGCUCGUCUGUAGACGGCGUACCAACUCGCUCAUGACCCUGAUUGACGAGCCGGUUAUGGACAUUAUCUUCAAGUCCAAUCUUAUCCAGCAAAACAUUAGGCACGUCAGCUUCCAUUGGUGGCGAUUCAAGGACUUCUAUCUCUACAAUGUCUUGAGAUUGCUGGCGCGUGCGCCACAGCUCAGCACACUCGAGAUCGUGUUCACCGACCCCGGACUAUGGAGUAAAUAUCGCCCAGGAAUUGUGAGCGAACGCCGUAACGAGCCGGUCAUGGAGAAGUACUUUGAUCCGAGACGAUAUAAACUGGUAUUGAAAGGACCGCCGCUGUCGCUCGACAAGAUCACUUUCAAGCUUGAUUUUCAGAGCGGCAAAUCUGUUGAGAUAUGGGAGAACACAAAAUGGUUCCAGGACAUUAAGAGGGACAUUGCAAAAGCUCAUCUGAAGAAGGAAGGCGAAGUGAGUAUCUUAUCG